UCGAAUUUUCGGUUCCAGCAGGAGAAUUGCGAUGAUGUUCGCGAUAAGCCUUGCUUCGCUCUCGUUGAUGGUGGCAUUCACUGAAGCUGCUGAUGUCCUCAGUAACUCAGUGGUAACAAACAUGUACCAAGGCUGCGGAGUCACGACUGGGUGCUUGGGUCUCACAGACACCUUCAAGUGGUCCAUCGGGGAUUCCGUUCGUUGUAUCGAAAACCAAAACUGUCAUGCUUUGGCAGUCUUCAAUUCGACCCGAGUUCCGGACGAAGAUGAGGUCGACUUCACAUUUUUCGUUAGGAUCGGGAAUGUCACCAACCAGUAUGUGGCCUUGGGAAUUUCAGACAAUGACAAAAUGGGAAGUGACACUGUCGUCGUUUGCAAGAGUUCCGACACUGAGCCCUUCAUUCAAGCGGUGCCUUAUUUCAACAAAGAAAAAACCCCUACUGUAUUGGAAUCUCCGCCAGAGGGCUCUUAUAUUCAUCCCAUGGCAAUAUACGAUGGAGAACACCUGGUCUGCGGCUACAGCAGGAAGCUGGACACGACUGUUGAGGGAACAGCGUUCAAUCUUUCGUCCAAUCAAUACCAUCUCCUCUUUGCAACAGGGCAACUGAAUAUGGCUGAUGUAAAUUUACCUAUCCGGACGCAUACCAAGAAGGUUGCUCUGCCUAAACUGAAUUUGACAGUGCCUUGGAGUCCCGAAACACCCGUUGACGAAUUUUACGAAAAUUGUUGGAUGGACAGAGGGUGCUUCGGAUGCACCAAAGACUUCAAGUGCUACACUCAAGACGGCUGUUUCCGGGAAAGGAACUGCAUUUACGUCAUCAAUUACGAGAGAAUUACUGAUGAUUCAGUUCGGUUCAGCUUUCUUUACGACGUGGGCAGUGACGAGGACGUUACAACCCCUCAAUGGGUCGGCAUUGGAAUUUCUCCCGACAGAAUAAUGGUACUUUUCGAAUUUUAG
Molecule: messenger RNA, 958 nt
Organism: Notodromas monacha
Lineage: Eukaryota; Metazoa; Arthropoda; Ostracoda; Podocopida; Cyprididae
Source: the annotation of a GenBank genome assembly